AUGAAGUGGCUUCAAGGUGAGGGAUCUCCACACACCUCAGAGAGGUCUCUCUUGACGAGAUCUUUGUCGGGUGAUUGGUCGUAUCGGGAUGAAAAGAUCAAGAACAAUGAAGAAAAGGAAUGGAUGUUUAUGAAAAAUUAUUUAAAUGGGUUUCCUUCAAGGAAAGACUCUUUUUCAAAGAAUACUUCUUUUCUACUGGAUUAUUCAAAAAUUGAUGAUUAUUUGCAAUUUUCUAGGGAGGAGAUACAAUUUGAGGGUACUCAGCAAAAUUCAAGUUUUUCCGAUGCGAAUUUUAAUCCGGAGAGCGAAGGAGCAUCGCCUUCCAUUGAAAAUGAAAUUCUACAAUGUAAUUAUUCAGAUACCAUCGAUGAAUUAUUAAAGUUAGCUCAGCAUGAAAUAUCGGAGGAAGAAGAGCUUUCCGAUGAUGAGCUGCUGAUGAACAAUUUUGAAUUCAAGGAGAACAACCACUCAGACACUCCACAAAAUAUGUACCAUCACAAAAACACAACAACACAACAACCCUUUGAAAAUAAUGUGAAUUAUUUGGAAAGCACAAAAUCUAUUCAAUGGCUUUGGGAUACAAUUUUCGACAUUUAUGAGUAUUGUUAUCAUUUAUUUAUGAACAAAGGAAGUCAAAUCAUAACAACACCAGGAUAUUCAACAGCACUGAUCAUUCACAGCAUGAUUUCAACCAAAUACAAUAUUAAAAUCAUCGUUGACAUGACCUGGAAAGCUAUACUCAAAUCUGUCAAUUCUUACAAACGUACCUACGAGAGCAUUGCAAUUUUCGACAAGUUUUUGAUUGGGGAAUAUUCUUUGAAAGCCUUUUAUUCUUUUAUAUUGCAUCGAGAGUUCGAAAAUCAAAAGUCACAAUAUAGACCAAGCCAGUUGGAAACUCCCUCUUCAGCAUGCUUUUUCGAAGAACCAUUACUUACCCCAAGAAAAUCAAGUAUAAUAUCGGAAAUAAUUCACCAGAAGAGAACAAAACUUGGAAAUAUUCAGGAGUUUAAUGAAGUGAAUCACUCACCGUCCAUUCUAGAAACAAUAUCUCAUAGUGUAAUUACCCUCGAUCAUGUGGUUACAACCAUUUACAAGCUACUAUCAAAGGAACUUGUGAAAAUAGAUGAAUUUAAAAGUGUCGUGUCUCUGUCAGAAUUUAUUGCACACCUUGUGAAUGUCAAAACAUGUAAAUUAGAACUAAUCAUUAAUGAACUCGAUCCAUAUAUCAUGACGUCUAAUUCCAUUCCAGCAAGCAGCACACCAACAUUAUCCAUCACCAAUGCUUCUCCAACCAGAUUCCCUUCAAGUGCCUCCAACAACCAUACUGUGAUAGAAAUAAUGCAAAACAUUGAAACUGAUCAUUUAAUUGAUAAUGAAAUUUUUAGUAGUAGUGACAUGAACGACUUUAAUCAUAACCAUGAAGACGAGGACGUUGACGCAUUAAGCAAGCUUGAAAACUAUCUUCUUCAAAAUCCAAUAUCUCCAACACCUUCAUCUCCCAAAAAUUCACCAAAAAUCAACAACACUUACUCUUUAUCAGAAUGUUUCGACAUUAUUUUAGAAUUACAUGAAAGAAUUCACCAAUCCAUUCAAACCGAACAACAGUUGAAAGAUUUUGAAAGCUUUCUCGAAGAGAGAAUUCACAAACUCUUCAUGGUCAAAACCCAUCUCCAACGCAGCAAAGAUGGUCGUCAUAUUUUCACUCUCCUUCAUGAUGCCUUAAUCAAAAUUAGAACUUUCAUUACGUCAUGUCCUGUUCAAUCUCUUCGAACACGAAUGCUGCUACGAAAAAUAGAAGACUGGAAACAGCAAUCCCAAUGA
Messenger RNA from Naegleria fowleri, 1821 nucleotides. RefSeq lists its product as uncharacterized. Bases 1 to 1821 code for a protein of 606 amino acids. The transcript has 3 exons. Lineage: Eukaryota; Heterolobosea; Eutetramitea; Acrasida; Naegleriidae. The record is from RefSeq and is a predicted model, not a curated record.